AUGUACGGCAGGAAGCCCAAGUACGACUUGGAUUUGAUCCCGGGACCGUGGACGCAUGCGCUGCCAUUCAUCGGUAAUCUGCUGCAAUUCCUGAGACCCGACUUUCACCGCGUGUGCCUUCGAUGGGCUGACAAGUACGGCGGCAUCGUACGCAUCAAGUUUCUUUGGCACGACGGUUUACUGGUAACCGAUCCCCCGGCGCUGGCGGCAAUCUGCGGGCGAGGCGAGGGCGCAGUGGACAAGGCCGCCAACAUCUACUCCCCCAUUAACCAGAUGUGUACCCCCCACGCCUACCCCAACCUCCUCACCAGUCUGGCAGACGACCGAUGGCGGGCAGUGCGAAAGGCGAUUGCGUUGUCGUUUGCGUUCGGCAAUAUACGCAAGAAGUUCCCGCUCAUUAGGGAUCGUACGGGAGAGCUGUUGGAGUGGUUACGAGGGGUGGGGCCCCUGGAGUCGGUGGAUGUGGACCAGGCGGCUCUGAGAGUUACAUUGGAUGUCAUUGGCCUGAGCGCCUUCGGCCACGACUACGGUUGCACCCGGCUGCAGCAAGUGCCGUACAACCACCUGCUACGCGUCCUGCCAAGGGCCUUCACCGAGGUGAUGCGCCGCAUCGCGAACCCUUUUCGCAGCUUUGCGCCUGGACUGGUCAAAAACGGCAAGAAAGGUUUGACCAGCUUCAAGGACUUCCAGCGGCACAUGCAGGAGUUGCUGGGGGAGAUCAAGGCCCGAGGACCACCCGCCCGGGGAGACGCCGACAUCGGCGCGCAGCUGUACCGGGUGCUGGAGGCGGCGAGGGUGGAGGCGGAGGAGAAGCAGCAGCAGAACGGCAAGUCAGGUCGCCGGUGGUGGUGGCGAAAGCCGAAGCCUGCCAUCACGGACGAGCGCAUCCUGUCCGAGAUCGGCAUCCUGUUCGUUGAGGGUUUCGAGACCACGGGCCACACCAUCAGCUGGACCCUCUUCAAUAUCGCUACGACACCAGGUACGCAGGAGGCCGUGGCUGAAGAGCUGUCCUCCUUGGGGCUCCUGGUCCGGCCCAAGUCGGAGGGGGGUCGCAGCGCCGCACGGCAGUUGGAGCUCGACGACCUGAAGCGCCUGCGCUACCUGACCGCGUGCGUGAAGGAGUCCAUGAGGAUGUACCCCGUCGUGUCCAUCAUGGGCAGGACUACGGAUAAGCCCACCCGCGUUGGACCCUAUGUCGUACCCUCCGGUACCCCCGUGGCUACCGCCCUGUUCGCCAUCCACAACACCAUCCACAACUGGAGGGAUCCCAUGACUUUCAAACCAGAGAGGUGGCUGGAUGUGCCCUUGGAGUCGUACGUCCUGGACAUGCGCGCUAAGGAGGGCAUCCCCAUGAGUGACGGCCCUGCCAGCCCAAUGGCCGGGGAACACGCCGUCGCCGCCAAGAACCAGCACCAGGCAUCAUCCGCGGCGGCGCCGGCGGGCCCCCUCGAGUCCAACGGCAAUAGCGCUGCUGCCGCCGCUGCCAACGGCACCGGUACGACGACACGCAUGCGGACGACGCCUUCCGGGUCGUCCGGAUCGGACGAGUACGACGAUGUCAACGGCGGCGGCGGCGGCGGUGUCGACGCUGACGGCGACCUGCUAGGCGGCGGCGGGGGCGCCGGCCGCCGUACCGGCAUCAGCUUCAUGCCGUUCAGCGAGGGACCCCGAAGCUGCGUCGGUCAGUCUCUCGCUAAGCUGGAGGUGAUGACGGUGUUGGCGAUGCUGCUGGCGAACUUCCGAAUCGAGCUGUCGGAUGAGAUGGGCGGCCGCGAGGGUGUACGGCAACGGGAGAGCACGCACUUGACGUUGCAGACGCGAGGCACCAGAGGCAUCCGAAUGCACCUCCACCCGCGGGACCAGGAGUAG
Volvox carteri f. nagariensis is the source of this 1869-nucleotide messenger RNA. RefSeq lists its product as uncharacterized. The coding region runs from base 1 to 1869 and encodes 622 amino acids. The transcript has 11 exons. Gene Ontology annotation, molecular function: monooxygenase activity; heme binding; oxidoreductase activity, acting on paired donors, with incorporation or reduction of molecular oxygen. NCBI's taxonomy places the organism in Eukaryota, Viridiplantae, Chlorophyta, Chlorophyceae, Chlamydomonadales, Volvocaceae. The record is from RefSeq and is a predicted model, not a curated record.